AUGGUGUUCCUUCUGGAACCGUUUCCAUUAUUAUGUCGAUGUUCACAAACUUUCGUUCCGCUUGGGCGCGGCUUGGUUGUUGGCGAGCAGCUGGGGCUGUCGCCCGUCCAUUUGAACGUUCAUUUGGCGCGGAGCGGCGGUGACGGUGACGGCAGCGGCGGCGGUGGCGGCACAGGUGGUCGCGCGGCGGCGCUAGCUGCACAGUUCCCUGGUGCGGCUGGCGUGUCACUGCUUUCGCUGCAGCUCAGGAUCCCCCCCGUCGUGUUACCCGGGCAGGACUCGUAUUGCUCGGACACGUUAACUGAGGACCUUCAAGCGCGUCUGAGCAUUAGCUGCAGCUGCAGCGGCAUUGGAGCCGCCGUACGGAAUGGAAGCCUCGAAAACUUGAGCAGUGCGGACCUGUCAAGCCUUGUGUACGACACCAUGAUGAGCUGGGCAGCCUUCAGCUCGGCCGACCCGCUGGUGUUAGAGUGUCUGCCGUCGUCGGUGUCGUACAGCAUCGUCGCGGAGGUGCAGGUGACGUACCGCGCCGCGCUUAGUGAAGCGGGUCGGCUGGUGUACCUGUCCUUGUGCCCCCCUGGAUCUGGAUCUGGAUCUGGAUUUGGCACCUCACAGCAGCAGCAGCAGCAGCAGCAGGAUCUCUCGAAUGAGAUAGCCGUACAGCUAGGAAUCGGCGGCGCCGCGGCGUGCGGCGUGGAUGACGCCACCAGCGCAUCAGCGGCCCCGCCGUCUUUGUCGGUAUGGCAGCCGAUAGAUAGGUCGUGCUGUGAAGAUGCGCAAAAGAGUUUCGACCUACAGGUCUACGGGUUUGACGGCUGGUCGCAGGCCGCGCCAAGCAGAGGAUCGAGCGCCACGGACAGUGGUGCGGCUGCCGCCGCCACUGGGUCUAGCAGUGAAGCCGGCGGCGGCGCUGGGUCCAAUAGCGCCGGCGGUAGCAUCGGUGGCGGCGGCGCUGGGUCCAGCACUGGCGCCGGUGGCGGCGUUGCUGGCGGGGGCGCUGGGUCCAGCACUAGCGCCGGCGGGGACGGACCUAGCAAUGCUAGGCGGGAUGACGUCGGGUCCAACAAUGCCAUCAGCGGCGGCAGCAGCAGCGGCGGCGGCGGCGGCGGCUCGGCGAGCUCAAGCCCCGGCAACAUCGCUGCAGUUGCUGGCGGCAUUGCCGCGGCAGCACUUGCGCUGAUCUUGGUGUUGGCGGCGGUCACCACAGUGCUUGUACGGCGGGCGCGGCGGCAACUGCGGGGCCCUAACGGGGUUAAUGGCGGCGGCGGUAGCGGCAGCAGCGGCGGGAAGGGUAGUAAAACCUGGCAGGAGAGGUUUGAUUCGCCAUGGGAGCAACCUUCGCCGCCACCAUCGCCACCACCAUCGCCGCCGCCGUCACGUCUUCUUUGGAAUCUCCUUCCCAUGGCCACACCAGGGCCUCCGCUUGUGCGAGGCUUCCCAGGGUCCAUGAACCGCCGCCGAGCCGCGGUCUAUCAAGCGCAGGUCGUACCGCACCUCAACCAGAAGGAGCUGCUACAGCACCGCCAGCUUUCAAAACAGCGCAUUGUACGGGAAAAUGUUUUAAAGGGGCGUGGCGGCGGCGCCUGGGAGCAUCCGUCGGAUGAUGAUGAGCAGGAGGAAGCUCCUUCAGUGCAGCAGCGGCUGCAGCAGCAGCCAUUGCCGCCGCUAGCGCCGCCGCUGCAGCAGCAGCAGCAGCAGCAGCGCGUGUGGCAUUGGGGGCUGCACCAGCUGACGUGGCCGCUACUAUUACAGAGACCGAAGGCACCGUCCCGAAGUGAGGGAGGCCCUUCGACGUUUUCCGGAGGUGCUCCUGCCGCUACUGCCGCUAUUGUUACGUCUGUUGGGCAACAGCCGCAGCGGCGGCAAGGGUGCCAGCAAGGGCAAGGUGGGCCGAUGGUGGCGGCAGUACGGCAGUGGCGGUACGCUGCGGAAGCUGCCCGUUCCGGAGGCGGCAGUACGAGCGGCUGUACGAGCUCAGUUGCAAGCGAGACAGGCGUGAUGGCUUCUUCGGUGGCGGCAGCAGCGGUGUCGCUGCCGCCGGGGACGCUGCAGCAGGACCCCCAAGCUACGGCGGUGACGGCGACGGCGACGGCGAGGGCGAGGGCGGCAGGGGCGGCUGUGGCAGAUUCGCCCAAGCAUGGAGUUGUAGGCCUUAAAACGGGGCACUGGGUUCAGGUGCAGGCGCGCGCGGCUGCGUCCGCUCGGCUUGAUCGACAGUGGGGUUGA
Molecule: messenger RNA, 2226 nt
Organism: Volvox carteri f. nagariensis
Lineage: Eukaryota; Viridiplantae; Chlorophyta; Chlorophyceae; Chlamydomonadales; Volvocaceae
Exons: 8
Coding region: 1-2226 (741 amino acids)
Source: RefSeq, a predicted model, not a curated record